This is a messenger RNA of Dermatophagoides pteronyssinus (European house dust mite), 639 nucleotides long. RefSeq lists its product as uncharacterized. NCBI's taxonomy places the organism in Eukaryota, Metazoa, Arthropoda, Arachnida, Sarcoptiformes, Pyroglyphidae. The record is from RefSeq and is a predicted model, not a curated record.
UAUUUGCCAAUUAGAUAUUUAGAUUUGAAGCCAUUCUCAUUUUUUAAAAAUAAGUUUAUCAAAAAAAAGAAAAAAAAUUAUUUUGAAAUCAUAAUUUUUAAAAAAAAUUACAACUAAAGCCAUCUAUUGGAAGCAUUUGACUUUAGCUGCUCAUUUCCUUUUUCCGAUGUUUAUUUACUCAUGAAUUUUUUUAUUUUCAUUUUUUUCGAUCGUAAUUUGUUUUUUGUAUUUAAUUCUCUUAAAUUUGGUUAAAUCAUGUAUCCCGUGAAUAAAGAUUGUCAUGUUGAAUAUUAUUCGCACGAAACAAACCAUUUCAACGUUGAUAAGUUUAAAAUUGACGAAUUAUCAUCAUUACAAUCCAUUAGAUUUGAUAUUAGAAAUGAAUCAAUCGAUAAAUUCCAAUUUGAUGUUCGAAUGAUAACCAAUGAAAUCCAUUCAAUGUUAGUAGGAGAAGCAAAACUAUUUCCAAAGUUUUUGCCUGAGUCGAUCAUUAAAGACAUAAUCAAAAAAAUUAGCAACAUAGAUGACAAUUUCCGUAAAAGAUUUGCCAUCCACCAGACAAAUCUGGAAAAAAUGGCAUCGCCAAAAUCAAAAUCAAAAACUUUUGAUGUAAGUAAAGACCUUAGUAUGACAGUGUAA